Messenger RNA from Pimephales promelas (fathead minnow), 2207 nucleotides. The record is from RefSeq and is a predicted model, not a curated record. Lineage: Eukaryota; Metazoa; Chordata; Actinopteri; Cypriniformes; Leuciscidae.
AUGGGAUACCGAAGCAAGAGCCAAGUGAGACUCAAAGCUGGCGCGGUUCCUUCAGUGCACACCGCAUCUUCAGCGGGUUCUCCCGCCGGCGGGAGACAUGAUGGUCACGGAUCCGUCAGAGAUGCAGCUCGACGAAAACAAAAUCCAUGUGAUGAAGGGGGAGAUGCAUCUUCAGCCAGUGCUGCGGUGCUUGUUUCUGACCCAGCGCAAGAGCCUUUCUCUCCACUGGCCCCUCAAUCAUCUGUGCUUCACUGUGGCUCACAGUGUGACCUCAGACCUUCACAUCGUUCAUCAGCUGUCCAGGCACAACCCAAGAUGGUCAGUGUGGGGACUCAGACAGAAAUGUUUAAGAAACCAACAUCAACUCCACUGCCCAGUCCUGUGCACAGUGAUGAUGAAUCCUCUGUUUUCAUGGACAAACCUGGUGAUAUGCCAUGGUUCCCAGAGGGGGAAAUGAGAAGUGAUUCAUCUGAUGAGGAACCACAGCAGGAAUCUCACCCUGACCUCAAUGCUGCUGACAAGUUCAUUGUGUGCCAAAGCCAGCUGAUGUCUCUCUUUACCAUUUGCCCAGCCUGUUCUGGGGAAACCCAAGGCAAUGUUGAGAAGCAGGAGGGAACUUUUGUAAAAAUAAAGCAAGUCUGUGCAGCAUGUGGGUAUCAGCGUUUUUGGCAGAAUCAGCCAAUGCUGCAUCGAAAUAUGCCGGCCUGCAACCUAUUACUGAGUGGGGCCAUCCACUUUUCAGGUUGCAUGGCUACCCAGACCAUCCGUAUGUUGAAGCUGUUUGGGCUUCAGAGCAUCAGUGUCAGCACCUUCUUCCGCCAUCAGCGCUUUUACACGAUUCCAACCAUCGUGCAGGCGUGGCAGAAUGAACAGGCAGCGAUCAUCAGAGAUCUGAAAGAGAUGAGGGGGGGACUGAUCCUGUCUGGUGACUGCAGGUCAGAUUCACCUGGCCAUUGUGCAAAAUAUGGCACAUACUCUUUGAUUGAGGACAGGAUCAAUAAGGUUUUAGAUCUUCAACUUGUCCAGAGCUCCGAGGUCCCAAGUAGCACCUGGUGUGAGUUAGAGGGCCUAAAGCGCAGCAUAAACUUUCUGACUCAGCAACAUAUGCAAGUGUCUGCCCUCAUCACAGACAGAAAUCGGCAGGUUGCCAAGUGGGUACGGGAGGAGUUGUGUCCCAAAGGAACAAGCCAUUUCUUUGAUAUUUGGCAUAUUGGCAAAAGCCUAGGGAAAGCAUUGGAUGCUGCUGCAAAGGAGAGGGAGUGUGAAGAUCUGAAGCUGUGGAGGCCAGCUAUUAUUAACCAUCUCUACUGGACUGCAGCUUCCACCCCUAAUGGAGAUGCAGAUGUGAUGGAGGCCAAGUGGAGAAGCAUGGUCAACCAUGUUCAGGACAUCCACGAACAUGGCACUGCUACAUUUCCUUGCUGUGCACAUCCACCUCUGGAGGGUGAAGCAAGGAACAAGGAGUGGCUGGAACCAGGAUCAACUGUAGCAGUUAAACUGGAGAGUGUAGCUACUAGAACAGCGCUGGUAAAGGAUGUUCGGCAGUUGUCCCCACAGCAUCAGACUUUUUCACUGGAGGCAUUUCACUCCCUGAUCCUGCACUUUGCACCGAAGCACACUGGGUUCUCCUUCCUUGGGAUGCACAGCAGACUUCUCUUGGCAGCCCUGCAUUUCAACCACAAUGGCAGCAGAGAGGUAGCUCGAACCAGUGAUGGUGAGGCAUGUUAUGCGGUUCGCUACCCAAGGUUCCGCAAAGGUGGCUGGGUAGUCCGUCCUGUAAAGGAAAAGCCAUCAUAUGCAUAUGCAUCAGCCCUCAUGGAGUCUCUGAGAGAGGAAUACUCUAGGUCACCACAGGCUCUACGAGAACGCAGUGCAGUUUUGUCUUCCUCUACACCUGCUCCCCUUUCCAGAUCCCACCAGAGGAUCAACAAGGAUGAGGCUGUUGGCGUGUAUCUAUCACAGCAUUCACGAUUUAACACGUUAAUUACACCUUAGUAUGAUACCUGAGAGAUUAUUAAAUUGUAUAUAUGAUAAUAAAAAAGUUUUAUAGAGACAAUUUGUGAUUGUUUAUUUUCUAUUGAUUGUCAACAAAAUUGGGCCAUUCAAAACCUUUAUAAAGUCCUCCUUCCUCUGGAAACUGCCCUCUAAUGGCUGACACAACACAUGCAGGUAAGGGCUUCCUGAUGUGCCUGCCCAGAAUCCCAUAG